Molecule: messenger RNA, 1407 nt
Organism: Physella acuta
Lineage: Eukaryota; Metazoa; Mollusca; Gastropoda; Physidae
Source: RefSeq, a predicted model, not a curated record
CCAUCUUCUUCUCGCCCCAAGCCAAGUCAGCAUCGCCCCAAAUCCCAUUCUAUUGUCAGCAUGAAUGGACAACAUGGACACCGGCGAUUUUCUACAAUUUGUCACCCCGAGUUCGCCAACCUAGGCACGAUGAUACAGAAUCGAAUCCAGUCUUUAGACCUCUCACACAUCGAUACUGAGAGAAACAGCGAACCAUCCAGCCAGACCAUCUCUUACGUCAUCACCAACCCGGCAGCAAGUUGUAUCCUGAUUCCUGGAGAUAUUGUCUACGUGAUCCAGCCCUCGUCAAUGUGUGCCACCCCGACAAAGCAAGAUCACGUGAGAAUUCACGGCUUCAGCUGGAGCCCCUCACAGUCGACACCUAUCGGUAUUCGAAUACCAAAAGUAACAUCAGUUGAGUUGCCAGAUGGCACGAGAACAACUAGCCAGCGUUACCCAGCCUUUGUAAGCCAAGUCAGUGAAACCUGUAAAUUGUAGACGCUGGUCUACAUUUUUACCUAAGUUACCUAAUGUGUUCAUUGUACAAAGAUGUGUUGUUUCAUAAAUUGCUCAAGUUCAAAUAAAUUGUGUGUUUACAAUCGGUGUUUUACAGACACGUGUAUACAGCUAAAAUAAAAACAAUGCAAGUAAUUUUUACACUAGCUGAAAUCAGCAUUUCAUACUUUCUUUACCCAAUAGUUAAUACAAAAUAUAUAUAUGCCGAUGUUAAUAUAUUGAUGUACCAAUCCAAGCACAUUGAGAAUUUAUUUGACUACCAUUUUACCAUAUUAUUCUUAAUGAGCUAGAAACAUGCAUUACAAUUUACAUGCGUUCUAAUGCCAAAAUACGCGUAGAAGGUUCAGCUAUCGGAGAUCAUCAAUAUUAACCCCUUAGUGGCAGAACAUUAACCUCUGUGGCAGAAUAUUAACCCCUGAGUGGCAGAAUAUUAACCCCUGAGUGGCAGAAUAUUAACCCCUGAGUGUUUGUAAGUCAGAAAGAAACAACACUUCAUCUUUAAUAUUGAUCUUUUAAUUUUAUCGCCAUUUUACUCGCAGAAGUAAGAACCUUUCAAUAGUGUCGCAUCCCCUCCUAGUUUGCACACAUCAAUCCCAAGUUUGACACCCAAAUAAUUACAUUCUUGUAUACUUAUACUGGUGUAUGCUUCGUGUAAUCAAGAGGUGUAAUCUUAUUGUUGGAAUUGUUGCAAAGUUUCUAACCGUGUUUAUUUUAAUUUACGAUCACAAAGUAUCUACCAGCCUUGCUUGAAUGUGUGUCAAAUGUUUAAAGCCGACAUGUCGAGUAGGUGAUUGUGGUGGACAUUUGGGGUGCCAGAAUCGCGAAUUGGGUAUUUGGGCGCCAUUACCGAGAUAAUUACUAUACACCUAUAUUUGCUUAUCAGAUACUUGCUUAAAUAAUCAGGACAAAAUU